Molecule: messenger RNA, 1285 nt
Organism: Mobula hypostoma (lesser devil ray)
Lineage: Eukaryota; Metazoa; Chordata; Chondrichthyes; Myliobatiformes; Myliobatidae
Gene: nifk
Product: nucleolar protein interacting with the FHA domain of MKI67
Exons: 6
Coding region: 114-953 (279 amino acids)
Biological process (GO): maturation of LSU-rRNA from tricistronic rRNA transcript (SSU-rRNA, 5.8S rRNA, LSU-rRNA)
Cellular component (GO): nucleolus
Molecular function (GO): RNA binding
Source: RefSeq, a predicted model, not a curated record
GUUGUGGCUGCUGCCCUCUUGUUCCGUGUGGCAAUCUUCAGGCGUCCCUCCGCGUGGGUUAGCGGGAGCAACGCGACUUUGGCCGUCCGGGACCCCACCGGCCGAUCAGAACCAUGGCUGAGGAGACGAAUGAGGCCGCUGGCCGUCGGCGCGCCCAGCAGUUGCUGUCGCUCGAGCCCAAGCUGCAGAAAGAGUUUCAGCAGAAGUUGCACGGGAUGAAGACGCAACGGAAGCAGGCAAAGCUGACAUCAGGUGUAAUUUACUUGGGUCAUGUACCCAAUGGAUUCUUUGAACCACAGAUCAGGAAAUACUUCUCCCAAUUUGGAACAGUUCUAAGACUUCGUCUUUCACGAAGCAAAAAGACCGGGCACAGUAAAGGAUAUGCAUUUGUGGAGUUUGAGUGUGAUGAAGUUGCCAAAAUUGUUGCAGAAACCAUGAACAACUAUUUAUUCGGUGAACGGCUGUUGAAAUGUCAGGUUGUCCCACCAGAAAAAGUGCACCCACAACUUUUCAAAGGUUGUAACAGAUUUUUUAAGAAGCCUACCAACCCAGCAGUUGCUCGUUACAACAAGAAGCGAAACUGGAAAGAAGAAAAAAUUAUGUCACAGAGACUUCUUGAGAAAGAAGGACGGUUACGAAGAAGGCUCGCGAAGAAAGGAAUUGAUUAUGAUUUUCCUGGUUUUGCUGCAACGAUGCCUCGAAAGAAAAAAAGAUUUCCUAAAAAAUUGAACGAUACAGUGAACAGCCAGGAUGUAACUCCUGUAUGCACACCUGCUGUUCUGAAGCAACGCCAGAAUUGUAAAGGUCUCAAUGAUACAGAUGAUGAAAUCACAUUCAAAGUACCACCCUCUGAAAAGACUUCCAAAAAGCAAACUGAAUCAUUAGUUUCUUUAGCUGAAAAAGUGAAAAAAACAAAGAAAAUGAAGAUGAAAAGAAAAAUUCCAGGCAAAUGAAAGGAAUUUGUGAACAAAGAAUCCGGAGAAGCCUAACAACAAUGAAUUGGGAACAUUGAUGCCUUUAUUUUGUAGAAAAUGCUACUAAAAUUUUUGAUGAAACAUGAAGGCAGCUCUUUAAGGUGCCUUUGCUGUAUGACUAGUUGUGCUUGGAAAGUUAAAGAUUCUACAUUUUAAGCUUUGUUUUAAUUUAAUUUUAUACAUCAUCUCCCGAAAUUCAGGCAGCUUAAAUAUUUUGUACAGUGAUCAACUCAAAAUAAAUGUAUUUCUCCCACUCAAAAUUAUUUGAAUACAUAUAUGUAAACAAAUUUUCAAUAAAAAUUCCUUAACUA